Molecule: messenger RNA, 1310 nt
Organism: Austrofundulus limnaeus
Lineage: Eukaryota; Metazoa; Chordata; Actinopteri; Cyprinodontiformes; Rivulidae
Gene: mos
Product: v-mos Moloney murine sarcoma viral oncogene homolog
Exons: 1
Coding region: 21-1022 (333 amino acids)
Biological process (GO): protein phosphorylation; negative regulation of metaphase/anaphase transition of meiotic cell cycle; signal transduction
Cellular component (GO): cytoplasm
Molecular function (GO): ATP binding; protein kinase activity
Source: RefSeq, a predicted model, not a curated record
UCACCUGUUCCUCAGUCACCAUGCCGUCGCCGAUCCCUGUCACGCGCCUGCUGCCCAAGGAGCUGUACCCGUCUUUGGAUCUCACCACGUGCAGCAGCCCGCUGGCCUACGGCUCCACCCUACAGGUCCCCACGCCCCGGCUGCAAGGCAAGGUCUUCAGCCGCUCCUGGGCCUCGGUGGUCCACUGGGACCAGCUGCGCUCCGUGAAGCCCGUGGGCUCCGGGGGUUUCGGCUCCGUGUACCGGGCGGAGUACCUCGGAGAGACCGUGGCCCUGAAGAGGGUCAAGAAGAGCUCCAAGAACCAGCUGGCGUCCCGGCAGAGUUUCUGGGCCGAGCUGAACGCCGCGCACCUGCAGCACGAGAACAUCGUGCGCGUGCUCGCGGCCACCACGUGCGUGCCGGCGGACUUCGAAGACGAGGGCUGCAUCGGAGUGGUUCUGAUGGAGUUCGUGGGGAGCUGGAACCUGCAGCAGGUCAUCUACGAGAGUCCGGAGCCGCUGGAGGAGAGCCGCUGGUUCAGGUACUCCACAGACAUCGCGACGGGUCUGAGGUUCCUCCACUCCCACAGUCUGGUCCACCUGGACAUCAAACCCGCCAACGUCCUCCUCUCCUCGGCUGACGUCUGCAAAAUCGCUGAUUUUGGCUGUUCCGUCAAAGUGGACCGGGACUGUGAGAUGAGCUCCAUCAGCCCCCACCUGAGCCACGUCUGCGGGACCUACACGCACCGGGCCCCGGAGCUGCUCCGGGGCCAGCAGGUCUCCUCCAAGGCGGACAUCUUCUCCUUCGGGAUCACGCUGUGGCAGCUGCUGACCAGGGAGCCCCCCUACACCGGAGACCGGCAGCACGUGCAGUACGCAGUGGUGGCGCACCACCUGCGGCCGUCGGUCCGGGACCACCCGGUGUUCCGCACGGACCAGGGGCAGAGGUGUGCUGCUCUGCUGGGUCGCUGCUGGGGCGCAGAGGCUCGCUGCAGACCGAGCGCCCAGGACCUGCUGAACCUCCUGGAUCAGAUCCGCUCAUAGACCUGAUCCAGGACCUGCUGAACCUCCUGGAUCAGAUCCGCUCAUAGACCUGAUCCAGGACCUUCUGAACUUUGAUCAGGUCUACACCUCGGGCUUGAUUCUGGAGACUUUAAUGGUUUUCUUUAAAUUCAGAACUUUUAGUUCCAGCUUCACAGAACUCUGGGUUCUGAUCCUGGUGUCGUUUUUAGGAGUUGCAGGUGAAUCUUAUUCUGAGUUGUUUAGAGAUGCAGUUUUAUGAAAUGUAAUUUAAAGGGAAAUGUUUUUCAUUAAAAUUACUUUUUAAAUAUU